CACCGAGAGGGCAUGGAUGUCGAUAAAUUUCGAAUAUCCGCCGGUCCACGUCAUUUUGUCGUUGGAGACAACCACAACUUCGAUUCCUUUCCGUUUCGUCCGUCAAAGGCUCAAGAGGCGGUAAAAACGCCACAAGCGAUCUCUAAACACUUUAUCCCACUUUGAAUAUCCUCGUUGCGCUCUCAGUCAACUACUGUAACUCCCGCACAUCUCCCCUCCUCGCAUUUGCACCACCACAAACCCGCAAAGACUCUUUCGACAGUCUCUCACUAUGGCGGCCAUAGCGCCUGCGCGCGACGAUGUUUCACAGACUCACCCGUAUACCUGCAAUUCAUGCGCAGUUGCCUUUCGUAACAGCGAUGCCCAACGAACACACAUGAGGAGUGACUGGCAUAGAUACAACCUCAAGAGAAGAUUAGCCGAACUCCCCGCUGUGUCUUCGGAAGAUUACAACGAGAAGGUACUCGCUGCACAGGCGAGCAACAACGCAGCAGCUGCUCAAGCAGCCUUUGCCAAAAUAUGCACACAAUGCCAGAAGACAUACUACAGUGAGAAUGCUUUCCAAAACCAUCUUGCAAGCAAAGCCCACCGAAUGAGGGGCUCAACAACCAACGGCAAAAUCUCAAGAGAGAGGACUAGUGCGUCGGACGCUGCUGUAUCCAGGGUGGUCUCCUCCGCAGACUCAGAAGCCCGAGAUCCAGAGGCAGAAGCAGAGUUCGAACAGGUGGUGGCGGGUAUCAAGGACGCAUCCAUUCAAGAUCUCCCGGCCAUCACACGAAGACCAUCUGCUCCGGGCCCGGAUACUGAACGACGGGAAGACCAUCCCAUGUCACCUGAGAAGCCGGAGCUCUCCUCUAUUCCUCUGUCACGAUGCUUGUUUUGCAACUACGACUCCCCCAGCGUCAAACUCAGUCUCAUACACAUGACCAAGAUCCACAGCCUGUUCAUUCCCGAGCAGAACUACUUGGUCAAUCCAGAAGGCCUUCUGCGUUACAUGCAAGCAAAGGUGUAUCAGAACUAUGAGUGCCUAUUCUGCCACCGGCUUAGGGGGAACGCAGACGGUGCUCAGACACAUAUGAGAGAUAAGGGCCAUUGCAAGAUUGCUUUCGAGACCGAAGAGGAAAUGAUCGAAGUUGGUCAGUUCUAUGAUUUCUCAAGCACAUACUCGGAUGAUGGUGCGGGCGAUUCCGAUACGGAGAUGGACGCCUCGAAAUCAACACGGAACGGUGGAGUCAAGUUGGCAAAUGGUGAGAACCACGAGGAAGAUGGGUGGGAGACAGAUUCAUCGUUCUCGUCACUCGAUACCGAGGAGCUUGCAUCUGUCCCAAAUGACGACCGAACAUCAUCUUACCAACGCCUCCCUAUGCAUAGACAUCACUCGAAUACCGACCCUCGACCUCACAGAAACAUCGACGGAUUUCACUCUCACGCACAUAAUCAUAACCAUGCAGUUUUCUAUGACGAAUACGAAAUGCACCUCCCCAGUGGGAGAGUAGCCGGCCACAGAAAUCUGCGAAAGUACUAUAACCAGAACCUACACUCUUAUCCCACCGCCGCGGAGCGCAUGGAGCGGGCACAGCGCUUGAUCGAAGAAGGUAGCUCGGACGCAGACAUGGAGGAUGUUGGAGAUCUGCCGGCUACACCGCCUCGUAACAGCGUAAUGCGCCGAGGUGAAGCGGGCAUGGUUGGUACCACGAACCAACAACGCCGGGACGUUCGAUCUCAAGAGAUUCGAUCGAGGCAAAAAGAGCAGCGUUCUCAGAACAGGUACCAGGCGAAACUGGAGAAGGCCAACAACCACCAGAAACACUUCAGGGAUCCACUAUUGCAGUGAAUGCUCUCAAAAAGGAGUCCUCGGCAAUCUCUCAGUUGUCGUUCAGGAGGAUUCUGUUUGCGGCAUUCUCUCACUUCUUGGCUUAGCGAGCAUGUUUAUGGCAUACGACUAUGGUAGAGAAAAACCCAUCAUCAUAGUUAGAACUGGACUCGGAGAGGCGGCUUAGUCGCUCUAUCAACUGCGAAACGUGAUCGACGAACCGAUAUUCAAACUUGUGCAAUUCCGUACUUAGAAUCGAUAUUAUUAGAACGCAGUUAUACC
Exophiala oligosperma is the source of this 2095-nucleotide messenger RNA. RefSeq lists its product as uncharacterized. The transcript has 2 exons. The record is from RefSeq and is a predicted model, not a curated record. Gene Ontology annotation, cellular component: preribosome, large subunit precursor. Gene Ontology annotation, biological process: ribosomal large subunit biogenesis. Bases 272 to 1834 code for a protein of 520 amino acids. Gene Ontology annotation, molecular function: nucleic acid binding; zinc ion binding. NCBI's taxonomy places the organism in Eukaryota, Fungi, Ascomycota, Eurotiomycetes, Chaetothyriales, Herpotrichiellaceae.